GAGAUCAGAUAGCUGCCAUCCUCACCGGAAGUGACGCACGGACCGGAAGCGGAGCGCUCACAGCUGAGCUGCUGACUCCCAGGCGGGUUCCUGUUUAAUGUGAGUGUUACUCAUGCACCAUAAUGCCUGUUCGUGGACUGUGGAUCUUAAGCCACCGAUUUGGGGAGUGUGGAGAGGUAAAAUUCUCAAGACAUUACCCUACAGUAGAAAAACGAGCCAAGGCCUUCAACAGGUCGAGCUAUGUGAACUUCCCCGAUAAUGAAGACCUCUUAAAAGCCUUGCUCCAUGAACUGGGAUUGACGGAAGAGAAUAAACAGUUUGUGGAAUACAGAGAUAAUUGUUCCAGAAUCAAUAAAACAAACGUGUACUCCUUGACUGUUUCUGAAGGCAAACUCUGGCCUGUCCUGGCCAUUCAAAAUGGCAACUUCAUCUAUGUGUGUCUCCCUCUAGUAGAGCAGUCACUGACUCCUCCUCCACCACUUAUAAAUAUAAACAGCAUCUCGGAAGCAUUCGCCCUUUUAUCCGAUAUAAUGCUGUUUAUCAAUUCCGGACUGAACACAGAAGCAGAUAUUUCAUCCAAGCUCACGCAGCUUCCUUUUCUGAUAACUCAGGCUUGUCCCCUGGGCUCUCCCGUGAAUACAGACUUGCUUUCACUGCCUGAUAAUGUAAGCAGCACCUCUUUGAGCGAAGGUUAUAAAUCCCCAGCAUGGAGGACCAGCAAACAGAAGGGUAAAGCUCAGAUUGAAGUAUACAUCACAGAGAAAGUGAAUUCCACUCAGUAUGACAAGGGUGAUGAUAGCGACACGUGGCAGGUAUAUGGGACAGUCUCCUGCAAGUGUAAUUUGGAAACAAUCAGCCCAAAUGUAAUAGUUGGCUUGAAUCUUCCUGCCAAUGGCUCCCCGCUUCAGGAUAUCCUGGUCCAUCCCUGUGUGACUUCCAUUGACUCGUCCAUGCUUAUCUCAAGCAGCGUGGCUGUAUCGGAUGAUUCUGCUUUCAACGGGCCGUACAAAUUUCCAUUCAUUCCUCCUUUUGAUUUAUUUCAAUUGUGUUACUACACAUCACAGGUACCGGUGCCACCAAUUUUGGGCUUUUACCAGUUGACGGAAGAUGGGCACCAGGUACAGAUAUCCAUUAAACUGAAGCUUCAUGAGAGUGUAAAGAACGGAUUUGAUUAUUGUGAAGCUCACAUGCCUUUCUUCAACAAAGGUCAGAUAAAGCAUUUUGAAUACAAAGUCAGUCAUGGACAGCUUGAAUUAUCAAGAGAGAAGAGUCUCGUAGUUUGGGUGAUUGGACCGAAAUUUCCAAAAUCUUUGGAGAUUUCUCUUUCGGGGACUGUGACCUUUAGCUCAGAACAACACCCAAAUGACCCUACGGAUCCGAUUUGUGUUGGAAAUACAGCUUAUAUUAAACUUUCAUUUAGAAUCCCUGACUACAGCCUCACUGGAUGUUACACGGACCAGCAUUCUGUCCAGGUCUUUUCAUCCACAAAGCACAAAACUAUAACAUCUCGGGAGCUCAUCUCUGCUGACUACUAUAUAUGGAACUCCAAGGCUCCAGCACCUAUUGUAUGCAGGUCAUUCUUUGAUUAAGUUCCACCAAUGACUACUUGCUCACUAAUGCUUCAGAAUAUUUUCUCAUCACAUUAUUUAAAAGAGCUACAAAACAGAAAAGUACUCUCUCUUUUUCUGUGGUACUCAGCCUACCGUUAAAUAAAACGUUAUUUUCAAUUA
Pseudophryne corroboree (corroboree frog) is the source of this 1730-nucleotide messenger RNA. It is a transcript of the gene AP5M1, whose product is annotated as adaptor related protein complex 5 subunit mu 1. Lineage: Eukaryota; Metazoa; Chordata; Amphibia; Anura; Myobatrachidae. Gene Ontology annotation, biological process: endosomal transport. Gene Ontology annotation, cellular component: lysosome; late endosome; AP-type membrane coat adaptor complex. The coding region runs from base 123 to 1589 and encodes 488 amino acids. The transcript is spliced from 9 exons. The record is from RefSeq and is a predicted model, not a curated record.